Molecule: messenger RNA, 2100 nt
Organism: Diaporthe amygdali
Lineage: Eukaryota; Fungi; Ascomycota; Sordariomycetes; Diaporthales; Diaporthaceae
Exons: 3
Coding region: 1-2100 (699 amino acids)
Biological process (GO): glycerophospholipid catabolic process
Cellular component (GO): cytosol
Molecular function (GO): A2-type glycerophospholipase activity
Source: RefSeq, a predicted model, not a curated record
AUGGCGUACAGCUCCUCAAACCACUUCCACAUUCCCGGCGAGGAUGAAGAGACCGAGGAGCAGAUCGCCUACGAGAAAGAGAUUCUGUCAAAGCAACACGGCGCUCAUGCAAACCAACAGAGUCAGUAUGGGUCAACCAAGGAGCAACCAAGCCUCGACCGCGGCCUCGGACACCCGGAGGAGCACAGCAGCAGCGGCUCGGGUUUUCGAGCCCAUGUCAAGGACUUCGUCAAGGACCUGAAAGCCACCUCCAAGUCGGCGGCAAGUUUCGUCUCGCUAGAGUCACGACUGACCAAAGAGCUGGACGAUCCCGUCCGCUUCCCCGAGAUUGCCCAGCAGGCCGUCGUCAGGAAGGGGCUGGACCUUUGCCCCGAGGAGAGAGCGUUCCUUGCUGCGCGCAAGGCGAAAGUCAGGGACCAGUUUGCCAAGUACAUGGGGUUGGACGCGGCGCAAGUGCAUCCCGAUGAUGUCCCUACUGUUGCUUUCGGCGGCUCAGGAGGUGGAUAUCGCGCCAUGCUGGCGUUUCUGGGGUACUCACUCGCGAUGAAAGAGGCUGGCCUAUGGGACCUUCUGACGUAUGUCGCAGGAGUGUCGGGUUCUUGCUGGGCUAUCGCUGCGUACUAUACCUUCGGACAAGCAGAUAUGAACAAAGUCAUCGACCACUGCAAGAAACGGCUUGCACCACACCACCCGCUGUCGCCUGAAGCCGUCCAGAAGCUGCUGAGCUCGCCCAAGGGCGACUAUGAGACCCUCGGCCCGCUGAUCCAGAAGAGCAGGAGUGGCCUCCAUACCGUGCCGAUGGAUUUGUACGCCGUAUUUACCACCGGGUAUCUAUUCCUGCAGGAAGAUCCCAUGAUCAAGCCAAUGGGCACCGCCGCCUCUGAGGUGGCGGGUUACCAUCGGGCUUGGUGGAAGUGGACGGAUGCAAAGCGCCAUGUUGAGAAUGGUGCAGAGCCUCUCCCCAUCCUGACGGCCAUCAGACACGAGCGCCCAUGGAAGGACUGGGUAGACGAACAGGAUCCCUUCGGAAAUCAAGACCCCAAGAGCAAGGAGCACCAGGACGCCUCUGAUGCCUGGUGGCAGUGGUUCGAGAUAACCCCAUAUGAACUAGGCUGCGACGAGCUCGAAGCGUGGUGCCCGACCUGGGGCUUCGGCCGACAGUUCGAAGGGGGAAGGUCGGUCCGCGGUCUUCCAGAACAAUCACUCGCCUUACUCCUGGGCCUGUGUACCAGUGCGCCAGCCGGCCCGUUGUCGAGCUACCUCGCGACGGUGCAGAGGAACCUGCCCAAGAACUUCCUCGGGGAUGCGAUCAACAACCUGGCGUCGGGCGUGGCAGCCAUAUGGGGAAAGCAGGACACGGCCGUCUUCACGAACCAUCAUCCGCUCCACGCAUCGAACGAACAUAAUUUUCUUUAUCAUCUCACGCCGACUCCGCCAGGGUUGCCGCGCCCAGCGGGGAUAGAGAACUCCCCAAGGGUGCACCUGCUGGACGCCGGAAUGGACAACAACUGCCCAACGUACGUGAUGCUCCACCCCUCGCGGAACGUCGACGUGAUCCUCAACAUGGACGCCUCCUCCGACGUGCAGAAGGACUCGUUCCAGCAGCGGGUAAGCCAGAUCGGCCAGCGGCGAGGCCUCGACUUCCGCAAGCGCCGCCCUAACCUCAAGCCGCCCGCGCCGUCGCCGACGCCGUCCAACAAUCCAGAAGCCAGCGACCCGGACCGCUUUCAGGGCCUUUACGCACAGAUCUACGACGGUACCUGCAUCAGCGGCGAGCGGCCGGCCACCGUGGUGGACUCUUACGGCCAGACCGUCACCAACCCGCCGGCACCCGCAGUGGUGCAAGACUGCACGAUGGUGUAUCUGCCACUACUACCGAACGAGAGGGCGGUCCCGGGCUACGACCCCAGUACGGGCAAGUUCUCCGGGAGCUAUAACCUUGUUUGGACGCCGGAGCAGGUCGAGAUGAUCAUCAGGACCAGCGUGGCUAAUUUCCAGGCCGGGCAAGAUACGGUCAAGGGGGCGCUGCUUGAUGCGUGGCAGAGAAAGAAAGCGAUGCGCGAGGCUGACGGGAGGGCUGAAGGGGCCAUAUCAUCGUAG